Cannabis sativa is the source of this 1437-nucleotide messenger RNA. RefSeq lists its product as uncharacterized. The coding region runs from base 1 to 1437 and encodes 478 amino acids. Lineage: Eukaryota; Viridiplantae; Streptophyta; Magnoliopsida; Rosales; Cannabaceae. Gene Ontology annotation, molecular function: catalytic activity. The record is from RefSeq and is a predicted model, not a curated record. The transcript has a single exon.
AUGAAUCUCUUUAAUUGGAAUUGCCGUGGGCUUGGGAACCCGUGGACAGUUCAAUUCCUAAAAGAGAUUGUUUCUCAAAAGAGGCCCGACUUUAUUUUUCUGUGUGAGACUAAGUGUGCCAAUAGUAGGGUGGAUUGGGUUGGUCGUUAUUUGGGCUUUGAUGGGGCUUUUGGUGUGGAGGCCCAAGGAAGGGGUGGUGGCUUAGCCUUUUUUUGGAAAAAUCAAGCUGAUGGUUACAUAUAUGGUUUUUCUCAAAAUCAUAUUGAUUUUAUUGUUACAAAUGGAAACCAAGAUAGUUGGAGAAUCACUGGCAUGUAUGGAGAACCUCGUAGGCACCUUCGAUGGCAAACCUGGAACUUGAUCCGUGAGCUCAAAACACGGAUAGAUUAUCCUUGGUGUAUCAUUGGCGAUUUGAACAACAUAGUGAGUCAAGAGGAUAAACAUGGUGGAAAUAGGUAUCCAAGGAAUCUUAUUGAAGGUUUUUUACAAGUUUUGAGUGAUUGUGAUUUAAUUGAUAUGGAAAUUGUUGGCCAUCCUUAUACCUGGGAAAAGAAUAGGGGAGGUAGUAACUGGAUUGAGGUGCGGCUUGAUAGGGUCUUGAUCAGUUCUAGCUGGUUUCAAAAAUUUUCGAAUGCCAAAUUGUACAACCUGCAUCACUCUACUUCAGAUCACAGUCCCAUCUUUUUGGAACCUGAAGCUCCGGUUCAAAGGGGAGGCAUCCGUAGUUUCAAAUUCGAGAAUGCUUGGCUCAAAGAACCAUUGUGUUAUGAAAUCAUUCAAGGUUGUUGGGAGGAGAACAAUGACAAAGAUAUCUGGUUUAAGCAGAAACUUUGUACCGAAAAGCUUGAGGAAUGGGGAAAAACUAUUACAGGUAACUUUAAAACAAGAAUUAAUGCGUGCAAGAGAGACCUUGAUUUGUUGAAGAAUAAGAGGGACAAUGCUUCGGUUCAGAGAUACAGAGAAGUGAAGAAACAGUUGCUGAAUGUUAUUGAUCAAAAAGAGACCUUUUGGAAACAAAGGGCGAAGCAAUUUUGGCUCAAGGAAGGAGACCAAAACACUAAGUUUUUUCAUGCGGCUGCCAGUACGAGACGAAGGACCAACACCAUACACCACUUGAAGAAUGAAUACGGUGUAGAUGUCACUUGGAAUUCGGGAUUGGAAGGUGUUGUAACUGACUAUUUCACCAAUUUAUUCAGCUCUUCCUCAACAUCCCCCCAGGCCGUGAUUGAUUGUGUGGAAAAAAUGGUUACUCUUGUGAUGAAUGGCUCGUUUCUUCUUGCUGUUUCUGAAGAGGAGGUGCGAAGUGCUGUAUUUGGAAUGCAUCCUGACAAAAGCCCCUGUCCCGAUGGUUUGACACCAGCGUUUUAUCAGAAGAAUUGGGUUGUUCUUGGAUCGGAUGUUGUAAGGUUAGUUCAGCGUUUUUUCACAAGUGGUUAA